Scomber scombrus (Atlantic mackerel) is the source of this 4994-nucleotide messenger RNA. RefSeq names its product huntingtin interacting protein 1 related b (gene hip1rb). Gene Ontology annotation, cellular component: clathrin-coated vesicle; actin cortical patch. The record is from RefSeq and is a predicted model, not a curated record. Gene Ontology annotation, molecular function: clathrin light chain binding; clathrin-cargo adaptor activity; phosphatidylinositol-3,4-bisphosphate binding. The transcript is spliced from 32 exons. Bases 216 to 3428 code for a protein of 1070 amino acids. Lineage: Eukaryota; Metazoa; Chordata; Actinopteri; Scombriformes; Scombridae. Gene Ontology annotation, biological process: actin filament organization; endocytosis; clathrin coat assembly.
AACACACUCAGCUGCAUUUGCUUUUCCUUCUUCAGCAGCGACGCAUCCUCAGCAGUAUAAUGAAACUCGGACAUGUCAGUUCCCGGAGUGUAGCUGGAAGAAGAAACCGCUGAUAUCAGCUCUCUUUUUGGACGGUGUGGUGGUUUGUUUUGGGGGGGAACGGUGGAGAAUCAUUGUUUUUUAUCUGCCGCAACCGUCAUUAUCAAAACUAGAGGAUGAACAGCAUACGACAGGUGCCGACACUGGUGAAAAGCAGGCGGACUGAGGCCAACCUCGGAGCGGAGAGGGAACAUUUUGACAAGCAGCAGCUGAGCAGCAUCAGCAAAGCCAUCAAUUCCAGUGAGACGCCUGUGAAGGAGAAACAUGCACGACGAAUCAUCCUUGGGACUCACAGGGAGAAGGGGGCCUACACUUUCUGGUCCUAUGCUCUGGGCUUCCCUCUGGCCAGCAGCUCCAUCCUGAGCUGGAAGUUCUGCCACGUACUACACAAAGUCCUGCGGGACGGACACCGCAAUGUGCUACAAGACUGCAUGAGACAUCACAGUAGUCUGGUUGAAAUUGGAAAACUAUGGAUGAACCUCCACGACCGAUACGGACAGCUGGUGGCUCUGUAUACCAAGCUGCUCUGCACCAAAAUGGAGUUUCAUGCAAAGCAUUCAGAAAUCCCACCGAACUUGGAGGUCACAGAUGAAGUCCUGGAACGCUGUGCAGGAACAGACAUAAAUAAUGUAUUCCAGCUCACAGUGGAGGUGUUUGAUUACUUGGAUGCAGAGCUGAGGGUGGCUGAGACAGUGAUCCGACAACUCAACACAUCCAUCGCCAUCUCCACUCUCUCAUCAGGCCAGUGUAAACUGGCUCCACUCAUCCAGGUUGUCCAGGAUAGCAGUCACCUUUACCACUUCACCGUCAAGCUACUAUUCAAGCUGCAUGCUUGUCUCCCUGCUGACACUUUACAAGGACACCGGGAUCGUUUCCACGACCAGUUCCACAGCCUUAAGGGCUUCUUCAAUAAAGCCAGAGACAUGCUGUACUUCAAGAGACUGAUCCAGAUCCCCAAACUGCCUGAUUCCCCACCUAACUUUCUGCACGCAGCUUCACUGGCCAAGCACGUGAAACCGGUGGUGGUCAUCCCCAACGAGGAUGAACCAGAGCAACAGGACGAUGAUGACGACGAGCCCGAGCCCGAGCCUCUAAUCGAGGUCAGCGACGUCUCGACAUCCAGCAUACAGGCUCAGCCACUGCAAAUGGACAUAUUUGAUCAGGCGUUUGGACCUCCGAAUGGAGGCUUUGAUGACAGGGAUCUCCAGAUCGAGAGCCUGAAGCGGGACUUGGAGUUGUUGAGAGCAGAGCUGGAAAGAGUAAAAGCAGAGGCUCAGCGCUACAUCACGCAGCUCAAGUCACAGAUUAACAGUUUGGAGGCUGAGCUAGAAGAGCAGCGGGCACAGAAACAACGUGCUCUUCUGGAAAAUGAACAGCUGCGCAUGGAACUGGAGGCCACACGCCGCCGAAAUGCAGAACAUGAGAGCUUACAGAGCACCUUCGUUGAGGCAGACAAAAGAUCCCAGGCCACUGAGCAGCGGUACAACAAACUGAAGGAGAAGCACACUGAGCUUGUGGCCAGUCAUGCUGAACUACUUAGGAAGAGUGCAGACACUGUGAAGAUGUUGUCUGUUACCCAGCAGACCCAGGAAGAGGUAGAGAGGACCAAACAGCAGCUGUCAUUUGAGGUGGAUCGGAUAAAACAGGAUGCUGACAUGAAGCUGGAAGAGCAGAAGUUUGAGAUGGAGAGGCUGAAGAGAGAGCUGGAGGAGAAAAUGGCAGAAGUGACGCACAUCAAUGCGUCUCUGCAGAGCAGCAAGAUGACGUCGGAGGAAAUGAACAGCUCAAUGACAUCUCUGCAGGCAGAGAAGGAGCGUCUGAUGCGAUCUGUGAGUGAGAAAGAGGCAGAGUUGUCGUCUCUGCGGCAGGCCGCGCAGGUGCAGCAGUCGUCACUUCAGCAGGAGCGAGAGAGGAGCAGCAGGGAGCUGGGAGAGCUGCAGGCCAAACUGCAGGAGAAGGCAAGUCAGGAGGAGCAGCUGAAGCAGAAGCUUUUGGAGGAGCAGUUUACUCUGCUGCAGGGAACUGUUGCUGAGGCUGAGAACAUCAUCCAAGAUGCUGUUGCUAAGCUGGAUGAUCCCCUCCAUGUACGCUGCACCAGCUCUCCAGAUUAUCUUGUAAGUCGGGCGGAGGCCACGCUGACCUCCAUCGAUAAAAUGAAAAAGGGCCAUGCAGAUUAUCUGAGUAACAUGGGAGAUGCUGGAGGGCUGCUGAGGGCUCUGACCCAGUUCUCCCACUCAGCUGCAGAUACAAUCAUCAACGGCAGCGCCACUGCACACAUGGCACCUACUGACCACGCAGACCGAUUGACAGAGAACUGCAGAAGCUGUGCCACUGACAGUCUGCAGUUCUUAAAGGACCUGAAGUCCAAGACUACCCUCCAGAGGGCAGACCCGGCCUCCAUUCGCAUAAUUGUUCAAAAGAUCCUGCACUUGGGCCAGGAGCUGCGACCAAAAGGCAUGGACGUUCGGCAGGACGAGCUGGGAGAUAUGGUGGAUAAGGAAAUGGCAGCAACAUCAGCGGCUAUUGAGGAGGCAGUCCGCAGGAUUGAUGAGAUGAUGAAUCAGGCACGAAAGGACACAUCAGGAAUGAAACUGGAGGUUAAUGAAAGAAUCCUUAACAGCUGCACAGACCUGAUGAAGGCCAUCCGCAUGCUGAUCAUCUCUUCCACAGACUUGCAAAAGGAGAUUGUCGAGGGUGGGAGGGGUGCAGCCACCAUUAAGGAGUUCUACGCCAAGAACUCUCGCUGGACUGAGGGACUCAUCUCUGCGGCCAAGGCUGUGGGAUGGGGGGCAACAGAGAUGGUGGAAUCCGCUGAUAAGGUGGUGCUGCACACAGGCAAAUACGAAGAGUUGAUCGUCUGCUCUCAUGAAAUAGCUGCUAGCACAGCUCAACUGGUGGCAGCCUCAAAGGUUAAGGCCGAUCGCAACAGUAAGAGGCUGUCAGUCCUCCAGCAGGCUUCUCGCCUUGUGAAUGAAAUGGCAGCUAAUGUAGUGGCCUCAACCAGGACAGGCCAGGAGCACCUGGAGGAAAAGGAUACCAUGGACUUCUCUGGGAUGUCCCUCAUCAAGCUGAGAAAAGAAGAAAUGGAGUCACAGGUGAAGGUGCUGGAACUGGAAACUCAUUUGGAGAAUGAGCGUCUGCGUUUGGGCGAGCUGAGGAAGCAGCACUACAGUUUGGCCGGAGUCCCUCUAGACCAGAUUUCUGAGGGGAACGGUGAAACCUCCUCGAUGCCCCUUCAUGCAACUAUGUCACCAAAACCCACCAAGCCCGCACUCCUGAAGAAACCUGUGUUGGCGCAGAAGCCCAACAUCCCACCCAAGUUUAAGUAAAUGCCAGGGCAGAAGAUGGGAAUGCUUCACUACGGGAUGGUUGGAUUGACCAGAGAAAGAUUGCUUUUUUGUGAACAUAAGGUUCCUUUAAGUUGCAUGCUGACAAUCCUGCUUUUUCAUUUUGCUUUUCAAUGUUUUUUCUUCCUCUCUGUUUUAUUUUUUAUUUUUUCUUGCCAAAAUGGACCAGAAGCCUGAUUUUUGACCGUUGAUGCCUGCAAAGGAUAUGCUGUCUUUGCCUCCUUUUUUAAAAAGAUGCAUACCACAUAACCUUUUUUUAUUUUAGUAUUUGGCAUCAUGAACAAAAAAGGGGAAUAUUAUAUUUGUAGGCUCUGUGAAAGUAUUUUUUCUGCAUCUGUAGGAUUUUAGAUGAUUAAACACUACUGCUGCUUUUAGAAAACAAACCUUUAUACAUAAAUUAACAGCAUAUCUUGUUCUUGUAUGUCAACAGUUUUGAUCACGCUUAAGACAACCUUUUUGCACACUACUUUGGACCUUUUACAGAGCACAUCACAUUGUUCUUAAUGUACACUGUAUGCUAUUUAUGUUUUGUGUUUGGUGUCGAGGGAAACCGGGGAAUCGCGCCAUGUGCGUCCAUGUUGCUGCACAAGUUUUACAUACCUCUGGCUUUGCCUUCACGAUGGACAGUGUUCCUCUUAUGUGCAAAACAGCUUUCUUUCUCAACAGUACACAAUUGUCUCGGAGGCCUUGAAAUGUACUGUACUACUGAAUUUAAUAAUACACUUAAAGACAUACAGUCUGUAUAGGAGUGUGCGACUCACCUAGUAUCAUUUAUUAUAUAUCUACAUGCAUCUCUUGAAUGUCCCUUUAUUGGAAGAGAAGCUGGAUAUUAAGGAUACAGUCAGCAACAUCUUGCUUGCACACAAAUAUCAGAUGUAGGUGUCCUUAAUGCUUCUUUUAGGUUGAAUAUGGAUAUUUAGGGUUGGUUUUAUGUACAAUCUGAAGGUGUUCAAGUCCUCUGGGAGUUUUUUCUUACAGGGUCCUAAAAUGCAUCUUUUUAUGUUCUGUCCUUUCCUCUGUACGAAAUGUCUUUAUACACUCAAAUCUAUUAAUAUAUUUUAGUAAAGAUAAUGGUGGUUCUCCUUGUAAGAAGUGUAAAUGUCAAACAAAUGAACAAUAAAUGUUUGAUUUCAUGUCCCAUUGUGUUAAUUCAUUUUGCUCCAAUCUUCUGAGGUAUCAUUUGUUCAAUGAUUUUUAUCAGUUUCCAACAUAUAAUCACAUAAAGCACAUUCAAGGCAAACCUUUGACCAUUUUUCACUUAUUAUUCACUUUAUUAAUAUAUAUUAUCUAUAUUGUCCAAGGCAAUACUACACCAUACCAUACUAAAACUAUCUCAUGCCAAUGUUAUGAACUAAAGUCAACUUAACAAAAGGAAACUCAUGAAUGAUGUUUCAAUGGUAGCUAAAUUGUCUCAGGUUUUUACAGCCCUACCAUAAACUUUAGUGUUAACAAACUAGCAAUAUGUUAUUAUGGCCUAAAUUUGAAUAUCACACAUUUUAAGAGUAUUAUUUAAUUCCUAUUUAUUGGGACAUCUAUAGCCCAGGUUAC